GAUCAGGUUCAUGUAACUAACGCGUUGCAUGAUCUUGAUAAAAAUCUUAAUAAGGAAGUUGAUUUUAGCUUUAGAGUUAGUCUUGGUCUUAGUGAAGCUUUAAUGCUUCGUGAAAAAGGUUGUACUUGUUUAGAAUUCAAGAACUUGGGUGCCUCAGUGGCAUUUGUACGUGAUCAAGACAAAAAAAGAAGGAACAUUGUAAUUGAACGAAGACAAUACAUACCUGAGUUCUUCGUUGGUGGAACUAGUAGUUCAAAAGGUCGUGAACUAUUUGUGGACAGUUCAACGAAAGCAGAAAAAACAUGGGUCGCGUUUAUGUUACGUAUGUCAUUGCAAAGGGCACUUGGCACGUUCAUAUCCGUCUUUGGAGAAUCGAAACUGACUCAUUUGGAUGAUGGAAUCGUUGGAUAUAUUCAAGGCAUUAAAGUCAUCGUUAAUGGUGUAAAGUCAGUUCAAAGGUUUAAUAUAAUUAGAGAUUCAUCUGUUGAUAUUGUUCUUGGAAUGCUGUGGAUUGCAACGUUUGUGAUUUCAGAUGAACCUGCCGUCGAUAAAAGCUUCGUUUAUGAAGAUCGUGCUAUGAAAGACGAAGAUAGUGAUGAUAGAAAGGACAAUUAUGUUGUAAAUGUAGGGUGUAUUAGAUGUGAAUCGAUGAAGAAUGGUGAGAAUAGUGUUGGUAAUGUGAUGAAGAUGAAUAGAGUCAUUAGUAUAAUGAAUGUAAAGGAUGCUGAUAGGAGAAGACCCAAAAGAGAACACAUACCUGAUACUCAAGCGAUGAAUGACAAACACCCAAAAAAUCUUGAUUCCAAAAUCGAUCGUAUUGAUGAAACUGCUGAAAGUGCUGUGGAUUUUAGAUGUAUGGGUUAUGAUGAAUUGAGUCUAAAGGAUAAAAUGAAAAUCAAAGGCUUACCUGAUACGCUAUUUGAUGAAAAUGUGCUGAAAAGGAGUUGUGGUGUAUACAGUAAUGAAAAAGCACUGAUGUCGAUUGAAGAGGUAUAUCCUGGGUUUCUUCCUUUCAAAGAUAGUAUCGAUCGGUUAACACGAAUCUUGAGGAUAAAGCAAGGUGAUGAAGAAUGUGUUGAUGAGUAUACUAGGCAUUACGAUGCUUGGUUGAUUAUAAUAAAUGGUGACGUUUCAAAAGAUAAAAAGAGACACUGGUAUGUUCUUUGGCUAAAAUAUCAUGACAAAGUCAAAUCCUUCAUACCCGAAAUAUACGAACAAGCAAAAGGAUUGGCUUUGCUGAUGGAAGCAAAAAUAGAAGUUGAAAAGGAUGUAACAACAGUUGGUAGUAAAGGGGAAAUGGAUAAUAAAUGA
Messenger RNA from Racocetra persica, 1311 nucleotides. The record is from the annotation of a GenBank genome assembly. NCBI's taxonomy places the organism in Eukaryota, Fungi, Glomeromycota, Glomeromycetes, Diversisporales, Gigasporaceae.